GCAACAAAAUGACGUUGCAGGAGAGAUAAACGGAGGAGGAGGCGAGGCAGCGCCGCUCAGCCUGUAUCCUGACAUUUCUACCUAUAAUUUUACAAUAAUGCAGUCUUCCAAGAGGAGCGAGGGCGACUGGCAGGGACUGGUCAGCGAGUUCCUGGUGUGUAAACGCAAGCUGGAGAGUAAAAAGGAGGCACUGCUCAUCCUGUCCAAAGAGCUGGACACCUGUCAACAGGAGAGAGACCAGUACAAGCUAAUGGCCAACCAGCUGAGAGAGCACCACCAGGGUCUGAAGAAGAAGUACAGGGAACUUAUUGAUGGGGAUCCUUCUUUGCCACCAGAAAAACGUAAUCAGGUGAACCUGGGUCAGCUGUUAAGGGACUCCAGGGAACGAGUGAAACAGCUCACUGAGGAGAUGAAGGACCUCACUCAGAGGCUGGCUGAGGCUCAGGGGGACAACAAGCUGCUGAGGAUGACCAUCACUCGACAGAGGCUGGGGGACGAAGAGGUGGGGGUCCGCCACUUUCCCGCGCAUGAACGCGAGGACUUGGUUUCCCAGCUAGAGAGAGCAGGGCGACAGAUGGAAGAGAUGGAGCACACCAUAAAAGCCCUGACAGAUGAGUUGCAGGAUGUUAAAGCAGAACGCACCGUGUUCAUGGAGAAGGCGGACCGGCUAAAUGUUGAGCUAAACCACGUUUUAGGGAACCACGAGUCACGCAUCAUUGAUGUGGACGCCCUUUGCAUGGAAAACAGGUAUUUACAUGACCGGCUCUCGCAACUUCAGGAGGAGGUGGACCUGCUCAAAUCAAACAUCAUGAAGUACAAGACGGCCCUCGAGAGGAGGAAAAACUCCAGCACAUACGGGAGAUCAAACAGCAUUCCCCUUACAGGUGUGCUGUCGGCACAACAAGUCCAGGAGAUGCUCCUGGAGGAGCAGGGCUGCAGCUUGCCUGCCACACCUCAGUCCAUCUGUGACCUCAAGUCACUUGCCACUGCUCUGCUGGAAACCAUCCACGAGAAGAACCUGGUCAUCCAGCAUCAGAGGCACUCCAACAGGAUCCUGGGAAACAGAGUUGCAGACUUGGAAAGGAAGUUGAAGACCUUGGAGGUUUCAGGAUUGUGGUGUUUACCAGGCUUGACCUACCACGUGUCCGUGGGAAUUGGGAGAAUCAGGGACAAUACGGUGUUUAAUGAAAAUCUCCAGCCGGAGCUUCGUCCAACGUGUGCCACGUCUUUGCCAAACACGCAGCCUCUCAAAGAUGACAGAAGUUCACAUGAAUCAUCUUGGGAGUGCCGCACCGCUGGCAGUGACCUUGGCACAGAUGGCGCCAGCAGGGAGGACGCACCUGCACAGCUCAGCGGCCCGGAUCCCUUCGCAGGCGUGGAGACGGGUGGGAUUGACGGGAGAGAGGGAGAAAUUGUGACCCUGAGAGACGAUCCCGAGCUGGAGGAUGGACGGAGUCCAGUGGAGGAGGCAGGGCGUGAGGAGAAGGGAGGAGAGGAUGAGGAGCUGGGUUCUUCUGUGGAGGAAGGAGAAGAAGCAGCUCUGGCACUGGAUCUCCGUCCAACUGAGUCAAAGCUUCAGUGGCUUUCCAUCGCACAGACUUCUAUCAGUUAUUCAGGGGUUCCCUGCCAGGACAGUGAGUCUAAUGAUGCACUUGAACAUGAAGAAGCCUCAGCAUCAAUUCCAGAGAGCUAGGUCAGGCUGGGGUGGGUAACACUGAGCGGGACAUUUACUGCACCUGGCAUGAUCUAAUGUCAUGAAAAAAUAGGAAAACUUCUCUUUUUUGUCGUAGUUAUUGAUGAUUACAUUAAUCAUCCCUAGUUGGAUCCCCACUGCUUAGCCUCUGCUCAUUAACUUCCUUCCACACUGAGCAGCUUCGCUUUCAGUCAAUAAAACAGAGAAAACACUUUUUUCCCCCCAGAUGCAGCUGACAAAGCCAGAGGUGCACUCUGCAUCUAGACUAGCCUGUUGUUGCGCUACAGCAGAAAAUCUUCCUAUCAGUAGAGCUGCAAACUGGAUGCCCUGCAAAAAAAAACCAAGUGAUCAACUUGUGUCCUAUUCUGUCUUGUCGCGUUCCCUUUUGAGGAGAUAAUCCCAGUUGUUUGCUUUAUUCUUCUCAAUGUUAAGGAAUGCCAAUGAACUUAAUGCUGCAUUUUUUUUAGGGGGACUUCCAAAGGGGAUUUCAAAUUGCUGGUGUCCCAAAACUGGUAAUGUAUGUGUGAUAGAUACUUUUGAAUUUAUUGUUUCACCUUAAUUCUGUUAAUCUGUUCAUUUAAAUCUCGCCUAGUUUUUUGGAUGUGACUAAAUGUGCCUUACAUGUCAAAAUAUUUAACAUUGAUAAAUAUAAAUUUAUAAAAAGAGUUUUAUUGUUGGUUAGGGUGCAGAAACUUGGGAUUUAUUAGUUUUCUUGCUACUAAACUGAGAUUUUUGUCUUAUAUUUGUCCAAAAAAAAAAAUCACUUUCUAUUGUCACAUUAAAAUAAAAGGAAUAGAAUAGGCA
Girardinichthys multiradiatus is the source of this 2497-nucleotide messenger RNA. RefSeq names its product coiled-coil domain containing 149a (gene ccdc149a). Lineage: Eukaryota; Metazoa; Chordata; Actinopteri; Cyprinodontiformes; Goodeidae. The record is from RefSeq and is a predicted model, not a curated record. The transcript is spliced from 13 exons. The coding region runs from base 98 to 1693 and encodes 531 amino acids.